UCGGACCAUCAGAGGAGUAAGUGGUGGGUGCCACACCUGCUCUCAAGCACUAGCAGGAGUGUCUUGUGAAAGCGAGAGGAUAAAAGUGUUACCAAAAAAAAUAGAAAUAACACAUACAACAAAUCCCAGUGUUCUUAGAGGAUUUAUAAUCCUUGUGGAAAUAAUGAGAAGUUACAUAUUAUAACCAAUAUUGUGCUUAGUUGAUUUUUAGUUUAAAUAAAUCGAACUUUGAUGAGAAUUAAUAAAUGUUGGCAUCCGGAUUUAAGAGACGUGUGUAGUGGUGCCCGAUUAGGGCAUUAUAGAAGUGAUUUAUUAUAAUCCUGAUUCGAGGUAGGUCUCUCGCGAGACCCCCUCCCCCCCACCUGAGUCAUGGGCGUGAGGAGAGGGUGGUGGGCGUGUUGGGUGGCGUUACUGGUAACGGGCGGCCCUACACCUUGGGUGCUGAGAAGGAGCUCUGCAGCAGCUGACCCAACGCCUGCUCCUGACCCCAACUUGGCGGCGCUUGGCGGACUGGGCGGCCUCAGUGGACUGGCAGGAGGCGGCGGCGGCGGCGCAGCUGGAGGAGCCGGAGGUUCCUGUAGCAACCAAGACUUCCUCACUAAUUUGCUGGUGUACCAGUACCUCUCUGGCGGCAUCCCAGGAGGUCAGGCAGGAGCACACCCACAACUGGCUGCCCUGCUCGGCUCACAGGGCCCAGCAACGACCACAGUGACGCGGGUGUCGAAGACAGUGACGACCCUGAGUGUGGACGUGCCCGCAACGACCCUUUUCACCACCUCCACCACCUCCUACGUUACCACCAUCACCUCCGUCGAGUCUAAGGUCAUCCCCGUCAUCUUUCGCGGCUCCAAGAUCACUACCACCAUCACCGAGUCCAACGAGGAGGUGAUCACGGCGACGGAGUACUUCACCGAGUCCUCCGUGCACCAGCCCUCCAUCGUCCAGACGCUGCCGGUCCACAUCACGCUGACGGAAAUCAAGACGCGGGGGAUCAACGGCCAGUACACUGUCUUCGAUGUCACCGUCGGGGCGACGUCCGUCGGCCAGGAGCCCGUCUCCACUGCUUCCCUCGACCUAGAUACAACAGGCCUAGAUCUGGCCAACCUGGACCUAUCGCAGUUAGAUCUGACGAGCAUAGCCAGUAGUUUACAAAAUGCUGACGGUGAAAAUAGUCAGAUGCUGUCCGUGCUCUCCUCGCUGCUCCAAAAUUAUGAUGAGACAGGAGAAGAGGAUCCCCUCGGGGCUUUCUCUGCGGGCACCAGCAGCAGCAGCGGGGGCAAUAAACAACGAGAAUUCAGAGGACCUCCACCCAGGAACCGAAAUAUCGGAGGCACCAGAUUCAGCGACAGUCAAGAUUAUGCUGAUUAUGAAGAACCGGUGGACGAGGCUCCGAAGUUCAAUGUGCUGCGUGGGUUCACACUAAGUGACCGCGUCGCCAGCGUGACCUCCAGCUCACCCUCCACUGGCAGGGCGGCCACAGACACACGCUACAGCAAAUUCCAGAGGAAGGACCGAGUUGAAAACAACGGAAUAAGCACAACUGAGUCGAGUCCGCGGGAAAGUGAGAGGUUUUCCGCUUCUACUCGUCGGCGCACUCUCACCAGGACCGAUGAUCGACGGCGAACCACCAAAGGAACCACUGGCCGAGCUCCCAGUACGCGGUUCGUGCCAGCCGUCGAGUCCCAGUAUUUUGAGGAGGAAUCCCCGACUUUCCGUCCUUUUGGCCAAAGACGAGACCGUGAAAUAUCAACACGCCGCCGUGGAAAUCUUGAAGAACGAGGCUCAUCUUCACCUCUUCGUUCCAGAAAUAUGCCUCGACCCCGCGUCACAACAAACUCUAUUCCGCCAAUCGGCGGCUCUCGGCAAGAAGACCGCCCCAAAGCCGCACCGCAGGCUUCAGAAGCUCCUGAACCCACGCCUGCGUCGGGUCUAAGCACUGUCUUAACAAUGUACAUCAGUGGAUCGGAACCGGGAGAAUUCCAUACGAGAGUUCAGACCAUUUACCUCAGGUCUCUCGGGUCUUCUAGGAGGCGUAGAGAUGCAAACGAACAACCAUUCACAAAACUUUUUGAGUCUGCUACGAUCUCUGCAACAUCUGACCCGGGCGAAUUCCAUACGAGGGUUCAGACCAUUAAACACAGGUCUCUCGGGUCUUCUAGGAGAGAUGUAAACGAACAAUCAGUCACGAAACCUUUCGGGUCUGCUACAAUAUCGGCAACAUCUGAUACAACCAAGAUUCCCGAAAUUCCGCCAGCAGCAGACCCGCAGAAGAUUGUCCAACUCUUGAAAACCUUAAAUCCAAAGCAGGUACGAGACAUGCUUCAGUCUUUGCAAAAGUGGGUCGAUUACUACAGCGAAGAAGUAUUGGAAGAGACCAGCAACAGCAUAUUACCGGAGCUGACCUCUUCUCUGAGCCUAGAGAGUUCAGAGGUCGAGAGCAGCGCCACUAUGGUCCUACCGCGUCCCCCGUCGGUCGUCACCCGCGCCCCUCGAGCGACAGACCUCUGUCCCGCACCGCCAACUGUGACUACAACGGUGUACCGCACUGUUGUGGUCACCUCGGGAGUCAGUUUAGACGUUUCCAAAGCCUAAACAAAUGUGUUUCCCCUUUCCCCUUCCCUCCCUGGCAGGCACUGUGCCCCUCUCUCUGUGUGGAGUGCCAGGGCGGGCGUCUGCCGCCUCACAUGGGCUGGCAGCACCUCAGAAGCCUGGUGGUAUUUAUGAGUGCCUGUCUCCGCUGUAUAUAGAUGCCUGUGUGUGUAUCAGGACUGUAUAUAUAUUUGUGUUCAAGUUGUGUGUGUAUAUGUGAGUGUUUACGUGAGGGACCCACCCAGCUCAAAUAAUCCAAAUGCCUCAAGGACGUCGAGGAUACUUAUGGGAGUGCUCAGGGGAUCUUGUGGGGGUCAACAGGUCAUGUCCUCCCAGAGAUUUUUACUCUCUCUGAUAAUUAAGUUAGAAAUAUCUGAAUCAAAUAGCAAGAACAAUUUUUGUAAACUGGAAAACAUAAGUAUUCAGACACUUAUUGCAGGAAGAAUAAAUUAACAUUUAUAAAGCAAUGAAUAUUUAUUCCAUUUAUCGACCCCUAUGUCUCCACUCCCCCCUCCCUCCCCCCCACAAAAGAGACAUACAUCAACCUGUGUUUUCUAAGAUUCCUUGCAAGUCUUCAAAGUGCUCCCAAGUGUCCCACUGUAUAUGAUGCUUCCAACUGGGAAAAACUGUUGGAAGAUAUUAAGCUUAUGGUAUGUAUCAUAUCGUCGUUCGCAGUUAGGUGAAGUUAAUGCACAUUUUCUAGUUCGUAUACUGAAAAAAGUCGUGUUUGAGUCGCUGUUGAAAAUGCAAGAAAAUAAUAAAAAUAUUCUUAUUUUUUUGGGGGGUGAUUUUGUAAAACAUUAAUAUUUUCUCUGCACAGAAUAAAUAUUGUAAUAAUGAAAAAAAAUGAAAAAUAUUGGCCAGUUGAAACUACAGAAAAGCUCUAACUCGUCAUACAAUUUACAGUCGGGUGAACGAAAUACAAUGAACCAAUAACCUGCCAAUCUCGGAUGUUUCGCCUGCAUGAGACGGUACAUGGAAAUGGUACAGUGGGAGCGUAGUGUAUCCCAACCUCUAGCUGAAGUUUAAGCUCAGAUUCACCUGUAAGAUUUGUUAAACAAUUGCUAUUGUAUUUCCGUCUUUUUCCAGUAUUGUGCGAGUCUUGUUGAUUCUCUAGAGUCUAUGGUGUUUAGUGAUUGUAUAUAUAUACUUGUAUAUAUAUAAUAUUGUUUUGGAGUGGUGGCGUAAAAAUAUGUUUACUGGAUAUUUUUGUCUCCAGGGGGCAUUUUUGUAGUCAUUUCAAGAAAUUGUUGAUUAGCAGCUAAUAAUCAUUGAAUCAUUAAGCGUGCUCACUGGAUUGGGUGGCCAUAAUUCUGUUGCCGAGUACCUGACCUAGUUUCCAAUCACACAGGCUUUACCAAUUUGCUGAUAAUUCAUUCUGGCGCAUGCUAACAGAAUCCUGGGAUUGAUAGAUUGAUUACCAUUGCAACAUUGUUUAAGAUACCCAAAACUUGAUAAAAAAAAAGUAGGUACGAACCUGAGGAUUGACUGAUUGUUCAUGUGUGCUACAGUCCACGUAGAGUACAGGAAGGACAGUGAGGGUACAGAUUUUGUAACUGGAUGAUUAGUCAUUUAAUUAAGUUCAUGGUUACAAGGCAGUGGAUAUAUAUAUAUAUAUAUAUAUAUAUAUAUAUAUAUAUAUAUAUAUAUAUAUAUAUAUAUAUAUAUAUAUAUAUAUAUAUAUAUAUAUAUGAGGAUCAAAACCAUCUGUGGAGUGAUUCUGUACAAAAUAUAUAAAAAUGUUUGCGAAUUUUCUCACUCUCUUACUGUCUCUUUCUCAAAGUUGGGUCCACUAACCAAAGGUUAAUUUUCUUAAGAAAAUGAGUUUCAGUGUAAGAUUUUUAAAGUUACCAGUGAAGCCGAUGAGUUUACGAGACACUUCCCAUCACUCUGGACCCUUAAUACUGAGAAUGUAAAUAGCAUGUAAACAAAAAAUCCCAAUUAAUAAUGCAUUAGUCUCAGUAUUUUAAAAAAUAUAUCAAUGUUUAAACAAAUUUCAGAACAAAAAUAAUUUGCUGGUAAAAAAAAUUUCCCCUUAGGUAUAAAAUCAUGACAUGGAAAUUUAUAUAGAUUUUUAUUCUGGUAAUUAUUUAUAUUAUGCCCAGAACUAACGAGGGUGUAAUGUUAUCUCUAAUGUUCAUAAAUGUAUAUUGACGUAUAAUAAUCAAUCAAUCUUAGUGACGUGAAUAACUUGAAGCCAGCAACAGAGAAGAAAUGAAUUAUACAUUAUAUAAUGUUAGAUUUUCUUCUAUAUUGCAACAAGAAAUAAAAAUUAAUAUCGCUGGAGAUGUCAUAAAGGAGCGACUGAAGUGUUUAGCAUAACGCAAGUGAUUUUUAAGGAUAACAGAAAUGUUUCAUGAAAUAGAAGUGUUUGUAUUAAUAGAAUAUUAUUGUUUAUGCCACAAGUCUAUUUCUCUAGGAAUGACUGUUUGGGAUUAGUUUUUCUUAAGGCAUGACAUACAGAUUUGUGUUGACGUAUUGACUUGUCUGACUCGACAAAAUUGUUUGGCGAGACGAGUGUUUGAUGAGGCAGAGGCAUUUACAAUCACAAUUAUAGCUCGCAGACACACUCAAGCGACUCACUUUAGCAAUGCACUCAACCAUACGAAACAGUAUUAAAAUAGCAGUGAAUCUUUGAGCUUUAUCCUUUACAAGUGCAAUAAUGUGAGUUUGGUGGAGUAUUCGUGACGGUAAGGACGAGAGUGUGAGACUGAGUGCGUCAGUCUGUGUCAGCCUUGAGUGCGUCGGGUUGAAGUGUGUUGGCUACGUUGGUUCACAUCUGCCACAGUUUCACUAUGACGGUCGCAAUCUAUAAUACACAAUUGGGUUAAAAGUUGCAUCUUUUGUCUUUAAUUGUCGCAUUUUCACGAUACAGUUAUUUAUUAGAGUUAUUAUUAAUUUGUUGAGAGGUCAAAAGAUUAAUAUGUUACACGCACUCGUUAGUGAAGGGUUAAAAUGACCCUUAAAUGAAGCGCCAGUAGGGACGGGUUUUGCUAUUGAACAGUUUAUGAACUUGCUUAUAUAUUAUUUCAUAUAUGUUUUAUAUUAGAAUUAUUAUCAUUGUUGUUGUUAUUCUUCUGUCAUUAUUUUUUAAUUAUUUUAUUGUAUAAUUAAUUUCAUUAUCAAUAUUUAAUUGUUAUUAUUGUAAUUUCCUUUGAAUCAACUGUCAUAAUUGGUUAAACAACUAAUAGUUUUCAUCUAAGUUUCUGGCAGAAUAUAAAAUAAAUGCAUCAAUCUUUAUUUUCUACAGGGAUAUGUUUUUAGACCAGAUUUCAAAGUAAAGAUUAUGAUUUAAGUCAAUGGUAGUUUACACUCAAGGCUCUGGUGGAACCAUGGUGGUUCAUGGCACUGGCGGAACCAUGGUGGUUCAUGGCACUGGUGGAACCAUGGUGGUUCAUGGCACUGGCGGAACCAUUAUGGUUUGUGGAACUGAGUUGGCAGUUAUUGUACGCUCGUCAACCGUCUUAAGUCUGUCAGUCCUUCUUCAUUAUUCAACUAAUCACAUGUUAUAGAAUUAAUGUAUAUACGACUAUUUUAAGAUCAUGAAUAAACUCUUUUUUCUAAUGAAAA
This is a messenger RNA of Procambarus clarkii (red swamp crayfish), 6159 nucleotides long. RefSeq names its product mucin-3A. The record is from RefSeq and is a predicted model, not a curated record. NCBI's taxonomy places the organism in Eukaryota, Metazoa, Arthropoda, Malacostraca, Decapoda, Cambaridae.